AUGCAGAACUCUGGUCAUUAUUCGAAAGUGGAUUCACACAACGUGUUCAAACGAUUAUCAAAUGCCACACACAAACAACCAGUAAGAAGAUGGAAGCCUAGCGAUUUUGAACUUGGCAAAAGACUUGGAAAGGGAAAAUUUGGCCGCGUUUAUUGUGUUCGAGAGAAAAAGAGCGGGUUUAUAUGCGCUUUGAAAGUAAUGAGCAAGGAUGAAAUAUUGCUAUACAAGGUGGAGAAACAAUUUGUAAGAGAGAUCGAGAUUCAAGCAAGUUUACGCCAUCCCAACUGUCUUCGUCUAUACGGGUGGUUUUACGAUGACAAGAAUGUUUACCUGAUAUUGGAAUACGCGGCUUAUGGUGAAUUAUACAAAAUGCUCAAGAAAAGAAAGCGGUUUGAUGAGGUCACAACGUCAUACUAUAUAUUCCAGGUUGCCGCAGCACUUGAAUAUAUGCAUAACAAACAUAUAAUACAUCGUGAUUUGAAGCCGGAAAAUAUAUUGGUACACUUUCACAACCAGAUAAAGCUUUCUGAUUUUGGAUGGUCUGUGUAUGCACCACAGAACACCAGACGGAAUACCAUGUGUGGAACUUUGGACUACCUUCCUCCCGAAAUGGUUGAAUCUAAAAGUCAUGAUGAAACUGUUGAUGUUUGGGCUCUUGGUGUUUUAAUGUACGAACUUUUAGUGGGAAGACCACCAUUUGAGGAUGAGAACUCGGGUGUUACUUACAGACGAAUCGUCAAAGUGGAUUUACGAAUACCGACUUUCAUUUCAUCAGAGGCAGCUGAUUUGAUCAAAAAGCUGUUACGAUAUGAACCAAAGAAGAGAAUUUCACUGCAUAAUCUUCAACGGCAUCCAUGGAUUAUAAAGAAUAGGGGGUUGUGGGAUACAUUAAAGGAUUAA
Brettanomyces bruxellensis is the source of this 900-nucleotide messenger RNA. RefSeq lists its product as uncharacterized. Bases 1 to 900 code for a protein of 299 amino acids. Gene Ontology annotation, molecular function: protein kinase activity; ATP binding. The transcript has a single exon. Gene Ontology annotation, cellular component: spindle microtubule; spindle midzone; spindle pole centrosome. The record is from RefSeq and is a predicted model, not a curated record. Lineage: Eukaryota; Fungi; Ascomycota; Pichiomycetes; Pichiales; Pichiaceae. Gene Ontology annotation, biological process: mitotic spindle organization; protein phosphorylation; regulation of cytokinesis.